This is a messenger RNA of Papaver somniferum (opium poppy), 1310 nucleotides long. RefSeq names its product bZIP transcription factor 60-like. Lineage: Eukaryota; Viridiplantae; Streptophyta; Magnoliopsida; Ranunculales; Papaveraceae. The coding region runs from base 135 to 1142 and encodes 335 amino acids. The record is from RefSeq and is a predicted model, not a curated record. Gene Ontology annotation, molecular function: DNA-binding transcription factor activity. The transcript is spliced from 3 exons. Gene Ontology annotation, biological process: regulation of DNA-templated transcription.
AUUUUAUCUUCACCUUCAAUUCUAAGUUCCUAUGAAGAAAAACCUAAUUUAUUUAUUUUUGUAAAUAAACCGUAAAUAUUUUUAGUUUCUUUUAGAUUAUUUUCUUUUUUUUUGUGUUUUCUUUUAUCCUCAUAAUGGUAGAUGGAGAACUAGAAUUUCUUGAUCAAAUCGAUUUUGAAAACCUUUUUGAUAAUAUCUCAGAAGAUUUUGAUUUGUUUGAGAAGGAUUUUCUUCCUCUUCCUCAGGAUGAAGUAAUUCCAAAUUCUUGUGAUUCUCCAUGGAGUGAGGUUGAGCAACUUUUGAUGAACGAUGAUUUUGACGAUAAACAAGCAAUAGUGGUUGAUGAUGAUCCGAGGAAUUCGGAGAUUUCUGAUACUUUCUUUUCUGAUCUUCUUGCUGAUGUGGUUGGUGUUGUUGAGGAGGGAUCAUCUGGUGCUGUUGAGGUUAGGGUUUCUGAUGGGGAUUGUUCGAAUCCAGAACCUAAUGGAUCUGAUGAUAGUAGUGGUGAGAAGGGAAGUCCUGAUGAUUGUUCGAAUCCAGAAUCCAAUGUGUCUGAUGAUAAUAGUGUUGAAAAAGGAAGUCCUAAUGACAAAGAAGAUGAUGAAGAAGAAGAGAACAAGGAUGAUCCAAUCAGUAAGAAACGCAAAAGACAAAUUAGGAACAGAGAUGCUGCUUUGAGAUCAAGGGAGAGGAAAAAGAUGUAUGUGAAAGAAUUAGAGGUGAAAAGUAGAUAUCUCGAAAACGAAUGUAGAAGAUUGCAGCAUUUACUUCAUUGCUGUUACGCGGAGAAUCAUAAUCUCCACCUACAAAUCGGUGCUUCCAUGGCCGCCAAGCAGGAGUCUGCCGUACUCUUCUUGGAAUCCCUGCUGUUGGGUUCCCUGCUUUGGUUCCUGGGCAUCGUGUGCCUCCUCCUGUUUCCUCUACAAGGGCUGGAAGUGGUCUUCCCAAGUCGUCAUCCUCCAGCAAACGAGCUGGUGGUAAGCGUGGGAGACAAUCUAGCAAGGACAACAGGAAAUAAGACAACUGGUUUUGGGGCAUUACGACUCUUUUUCAAGAGGAAACGGUCAAAGAUGAGAACAUUGGAUGUUAUAUCGCGAUUAUCAUUAGGGGUAGCCCCUCUAGCGACUGCUCUAGUAGUGUAGUAUGAGACUUUUCUCCUUUUUUUGUGGCUUGUGUUCUUUUUUCAUCCUAGACUUGUGGUGCCUCCUUAAUAAUAUAAGUGAUACUUCUUACUCAUUGUUUUCUUUGGACCGGUCAUUUGAUAUUGAUAACACUUGUUUAGACUUGAAUUUUCAAUCAGCCAAGUUGGC